AUGGUAAAAAAGACCGCGCAAGGGGGGGAUACAGGGGUAGCAACUUUGCGAGGUGUGAACGGUGGAUUAGUCAGCAGUGGGAAGGGAAAAAGGGAAGUUCUAGCAGGACACUACAAGAGACUUGGAGUGCCCUCGGAGAAUGAAGAUUUUGGCCAAGUGUUGAAGGAGGAGGUGGACGCAUGGGCCCAAAAAGAAGAAGAGACAUCGAAGGCAGACGUUGGGAACGUAGAACUAGAGAAGGUGUUCACUGAGGACGAGGUUGAGGCGUGUAUGAACAAGCUCAAGUACCACAAAGCAGCAGGAGCGGAUGGGAUAGUCGACGAGUUCAUGAAGUCUGGGGGGAAGGGGAUGAUCCAGCUGAUGGUACUGCUAUACAAUUGGGUGUGGAAAAACGAGUAUACGCCAAGUAGAUGGAGGGAAGGAGUGGUUGUGAACUUGUUUAAGAAAGGAGACAAGACUGACCCAGGAAACUACAGGGGGAUCACACUGUUGAACACAAUGGUGGGAUUAUUGGAGAAGGAACAUAGCAUUAGUGAGGGCCAGGCAAGUUUCCGAAUUAAGAGGGGGUGCGCAGACCACGUGUUCACGGUAGGGAGAAUCAUCCAAGGUAGAAAGAGGGCGGGAAAGCCAACGUACUGCUUUUUUCUGGACGUGAAAAAGGCAUACGAUGCCGUAUGGAGAAAUGGGCUGUGGAAACAACUGUCCAAGGACGGGAUCAAAAGGAAAAUGUGGAGAGUGCUAAAGAAGAUGACAAGAGUAUACGAAAAGCACGGUCAUGCUAGACGGAGAACUGUC
Messenger RNA from Ectocarpus sp. CCAP 1310/34, 795 nucleotides. The record is from the annotation of a GenBank genome assembly. Lineage: Eukaryota; Phaeophyceae; Ectocarpales; Ectocarpaceae.